AUGGAAUCAUGGCGGGAACGAGGGUUUGUACCGGACUCGGACGAGGAGGAUGGUUUCGACAGCCAGAACUCGCUAAAGACGAACGAUAACGCCGACGCUGGUACUGGUAUCGCCCGGGAUGUGGAGCGUUCUUCGGUCUCUGCGAACACCUCCGACGAUGACGAUGAGCUGGGCUCGGAUACUCCGACGCAACAACGCAUAGAUCGCCGGUCAGGUUCGAGUGUCAGGACGCCGACUGCAGCUGCGCGUGGAGAGUGGAAGGAAUCACAAUUGGAGAGCUCUUCGCAACAGGAAGGUCUCGCAAGGACAGCGGACUUCUCUCAGACCUUGUCGGACGCUCACGAGCCCAGCCCGCCCUCGACUCCCCAGCCAAAAUCUCAGCGGGAUACUUGGGAUACCCUGUCUUCCUCGCCGGAUGAAUUACAACUCGACUUCCUUCCGUCACGCCGACGCAACGUCCUCCCCGAGCGAAUGCAAAAUGAGAGCCAACUGCCGGAACAAACUGAGGACAAGAAUGAACCGAACAAUGAGAUAUCGCCGCUGUCAUCACCGCUGUCGUCUAUACACUCGCUGAGCUUUGAUGAAACGGAGAAUGGCGCUCAAGAGAAUGGCGCCCAAGGGCAAGCUGGGAACCCGCCCCAGGACAACUUCGAGGACGUCCUGGCUCCUCUGAACCUUCCGGAAGAUGUCCUUCGAGAACUGUCCCAACCAACGCGACGGUCAUUACGGCAGCGGAAUCCUAUCCAACUACACCCGUAUCUCCUCGAAGAUGCCAAAUAUCGUCGGCUUAUGAAACAAGGAGGGAUACGGCCCAUACGCAUUGCUCAGUAUCAAGAAGCGCUCCGAGCGGCCGCACAGGCAAGUGAGAACAGGGAAUAUGGCGAGGACGCUGACCCGCCGCAAAGUAGCCCUGGGGUGAAUCCCAGCUCACCACCGUCGUCUCCUGUGGCGGCUCGCCGCGUUUCCGUUGAGAGAUCAGGCAAUACCACUCUCCGGCGACCAACUCUGCGAGCAUCUGACCUGCUCAAUCGUUCGCCGGGUGGCUCCAGACAUCGACCCCACAAGAGGCGCAAGGUAGGCCGGCCGGCAGACGAUGAACAAUACGAACAAUUACGCCGAAUGGUCAUUCCACAGGUAGUCAUCGAUACGUCUCCAUCCUCCACGCGGAUAGACAGCGAUUCGAUAUUUGAUAAUCCGCAGAGCCCACCCCGGUCUGGGAGCGCUUCAUCGCCACAGACUACAAACUAUAAGGAGUUCCGGUUUCCACGUGGAUUUUCGCCUCCUUCGCGGAAUAGCCCACGCAUAAGCUUGACUGCGGAGAGGAGAGAUGAGGGUCACCACGAGCCAGAUACGGACCUUAUGGACUGGAGCGGGCCGAUGCUUGAUCAGGAUCCCGGAGACGUCCAAUCCGUACAUUCCCAAAGUCAGCCGGACUCUGACGGGGAGCAAGACAACGAAGAUGACGAACAAGAAGAAGAGCAAAGCAGUGACGAAAAUGCUGUCCGCGAGCUUCGACGUCGGAUCAAAGGUGUCCUCCCAGCCUCAUGGCUGCGCUUGGACCAACAAAAACGAACUGAAGAUAGGUUUUCCUCUACACAACGAAAUCGAGACUCGCGACAGGAGAAUGCCAAGGGAGUUGCGCGGAAAAUAACAAAAAGAGGCUCUACGAGGCCCUCGAGCGCGAAAGGUCACCUAACAUCAUUGAGAGAGCUCGCAGACCAUGAGAGUAGCGAUGGAAGCGAUAAAGAUAUCGACGUCGACUCUCGUCAGGAACUCGCUAGACUGGUUGGGUUCGAUGACCCUUUCAUGGACCAAGAUAUGGGUGACGAUGUCCUCGAGGAUAACCGGAUUGAUUACAUGUUUCCUUCGAACCCUCGGGGUCGAUCUGUAUCUGGAACCAAAAAGUCGAGCACAAAACGGCCAAGUCAAAGCAAGGCUGGUUCUCGUUUCACUGAUAUCAAUAAGCGGCCUCGCCUCAAGAGACAGGCUAGACUAACGGACCCAAUAUAUGGUGCUCGAAAGGAGUCUCGGACAUCGCGGGCUCCACCCAUGAUUGGCAUCCUAGAUGCACCAGAUGUAGCGUCCAGGCCGCGAAACGAGCAGCCGCAGUUCCUGAGAGUUGCUGCGCGCAACGCGCGGUCCCGUCGUGACAGAGGAAGACGAAGCCCUUCUCGCAAGGUUUUCCAACUCAGCUCAAGGGUGGAUACGGAAGACGCCAAUGUGUCAUUGCGUCAAUGGCGCAAGGGCAAAUUGCGACAGACAAGGCUCUCGGGAUACCAAACGAAGCCCCACGAGAGGCAGCCCCUAGCGGACCUGUCUUCUAACCCGAAAGAGACGCUCGGUAGCCUUGUGGCCAAGGAGAUCAGCAAAACGUCUAGAACGCGGGAUAGAUCUACGAAUCAUCCUCAAGUAGAUCGUGGUGCGGAUGCCCUGCCACGACUGGAAGCUCCUGCCCCAGAUCCAGCAUCGCGAAAUGGUGACACUGAACCUAAGCCUACUGAACCUUACAGGCAAGGUCAUAAUUGGAUUGUGCGGAGAAAUGUGGCCAUAUCCUCAUUAAAGAGAAAUGCUCCCAGACCAGCGAUCUCUGAUCUCGUGGGCAGCACUAUUGGAUCAGCAGGUUUCCAAGCGCCCCUAUCAACGCUGAAUCGCGGCCGUCAACCCAGAAGAUUACCGAAAGGCCGGGAUCUUAAUUUGCUUCUGGAUCGUUUCCUUGGCUCUUCUCCAGCCGAUGCGGACAAGCCCCGGCGAAUGACUGAGGCCCCAGUGCCAACCCAAUCCGAUGAUAUGCUUCCCACUGCGCGUCUUCAAAUACGACGGCCCCAAGUUCGCAAGCGUCCACCCAGGAGGAUCGACCUGAAUGCACCCGAAAGACAAGAGACGCUGGCUCCUUUAGUCUUGGAAGACGAGCCAUUCAGCUUGGUGGAUGAAGGGACCCCACCGUUUAGCCGUCAAGGAGGAUUAAGUGGCUACCGCCGGUCGUAUACCAUAGACUUCAACAUAACCCCCCUGCAGUCUGGGACGUUCUUCCACGAGUCCACGUUCAUUGGAAGUGGAGAAUUUCCUCGCUCUCUUGCGCUCGGAAAACGGGACCUUGACCGUCCAGCCAGCGUCUUUCAUCUUCAUGCAGGAACCCUGAGCUUUCGUUGGGGGCCGUGGAACGACACUGUUUCCUCGGAACUUGGUACCGCUUUCGAUAUAAUUUUGGAAGAAAUCGAAAGCAGUCAUACUUCUGCCGAACAACCGGAGGACCGCCUCAGCCAUGCUUGCACUCUAUAUAGGUUACUGGUGAAGUAUUUCACAGAUGGCCUUACCUUCAUCGACCCUAUCGAUAGGGCAGGCUUUAUUCGAAGAGCCCACGGCCUCGUCUCCCGAUUGAACGAUAGCCUAGCAACGCUGGGAGAGACAAACAAGGCUGGUUGGCUUGCAAGGAUUUCGGCAUAUAACCUCUUGUUUGCGAAUCAAGCAUAUAGAAUUGCCUGUCACGAUGUUGUCACCGAAGGCGUUAGGGUCGAAGCAGUAAAGGUUGUGAAAAACGCUGCUAGACAAGUCGCCGCGCUUAUUUCAACUUCCGCAGGCCAAGCUGACAUACGCAAAUUCCUCGAAGAGAAUAAGUCAGACGAGAAACGAGAAGCGGGAGUACGCGAGGACCAUCCGUGUGUUGAUGCCUAUGUUAUUGCCUACCAUGUUCUCCAUGGUGCCGACGGCCUCAAAGGCUCAUUCGAGGAGGUUCUUGCUGAAGCAUGUUCGCUGUCAGAUGCGCCAGAGAAAGUACGUUCGACAGAUGUCAAUUGGAUGGAAGAUAGGUGGUAUCUGAUUUUUAUAAUGCUGCCUUUGAGUGAGAUUGAUGCUGCUGGUAUUGCACGUAUUGGGUCCCGGUUCAGGAAUACUCCAGAUAAUUGGACAAUACCUGAGCGUCUGGUCCGGCCAGUGCUGGAUAGUUACGACCCCAAGUCGGAGACACCCAUUUCGUACAACAAUUACUGUCGAACAUUGUUCCACAGGUGUCUUCAUCUGAUCAAUGCCUGGGGCUGGCGUGACUGCAAGCGAAUCCUUGACACGCUUUACGAUUUCUUUGCGAAAAACACCUUGUACAACUUGGAACACGAGGAAAGCUAUGGAUCUCCAUCCUUCCUUGAUGAUCUCGACCGGGCUCCGUCGUUUGACAUCAAGUUAGGUGAGCCCUGUUUCCAUGUUCUGUUGAAGAUCAUCGCAAGCGGUCUCCGGUUUUUGGCCCAGAGAUAUGACAAAAAGAAGAUUCGGAAUUUUGCCUGGCGCCUGCUGCCCAAUCACGGACGAGUUUAUCCCAAAGAGAAGCCUCUUCAGCAGACGGAUUUGGCCGCCCUGAGAAACCAUCAUGACCUCCUCUGCACUUUGUAUUUUGCGGUGCCUGAUGGAUGUCGCCCUCGCUUAGAGGCGAUAAAGAACCUCGUUGACCCGGCCAGUUCCCAUCGUGAGACCUGCAAUAUCAGUCUCCGGUCAUGGGCUAGACUCGUCCGGUUCAAGCUGUCGACGAAUGAAGACGUCUCAGGGCUCGAGCAAUUCGCGGACUGGCAUUCAUAUUUUGUCACCGAGCUGUUAAAGCAACAUGGUCUUGCUCGGAGAGAGACUGAGGCCCAAAACACUGGGGGAAACAAAUUUUCGCAUCAACUGAUUGAACGCACAAUCGCAGAAAACCAACGUCACAUCGAGUCCUUACUGAAAACUGCCCUCAAUGGUCUGAAGAGCGCCAUCAACGCGGCACCGACGGCAGAACAUGCCGAAAAGCUCGCCCGCAAAGCGCCUCUCAAUGCCGUCUUGGGACUUUUCAACCCCCGAGUGUCUCGUGUGAAUACUACUGUAUCCGAGGCGCUCCAGGUAAUUGUUGCUUAUCUGCAAAAGUGCAAUCCUGUCCCUCCCGUGGGGGCCGCGAAUCCGUCUGCAGAAGACGACAGCCAGGACUACGGCGAUUGGACUGCUAUCGAAGCCUUCUAUGAGGGUGAAACAACAUCAGCCUUGCCUCAAGGGAUCGAGCUCGUGGAGAAGACUUUUCAUCCUGAGGUGUCUCGUCUUUUGUCAAACUGUUUUGGAGAGGACGAUUGCCCGGAAGAUGCCAUCCUUCUGAGCGUUGUGGAUUGCUGGACCUCCAUUGCACAGACUCUUGUUAAGUACGGAUUGCGACAUUGGGAUAGCUAUCUGAGCCGCUACGAUAGCGAUUCUUGGGCUGCACUCCGGUCUACCAUCCAGACCAGGAAAUACACACCGAAAUUCCUAGCGAGUUGCAUUGAAAAAGACAACAGCUUCGUCGCAGAGUGUAAGAUCCACGUUUAUAGCCUCUGGAUGUCGUGCUUGGUGGAGCGAUCCUCGAUGCUCAAAUUUCAGCAUAGUCUCACUGAGGCUCUGCUGAAUGGCGACAAUGACCACCCUAUGCUACAGAACCUGCCAUUCUAUCGUGACGGUACAGACGGACGCUAUUCGGUGACCCUCGAGGAACUCAGCCAGCGUAGGUUGUCCUUGAUAUCGAGUCUGCUGUCCAAUAUGCGCACACAUGUGCUCCGACUCGAGGAGGCAGGUAGCCGCGACCUAUCCACUGCCAGACAAGAGUACCGAGAGCUAGUUCAAGAGAUGAUGUCGUCCAUGAAGUCAAAUUAUCAGGAACUGGGCACUGGUACUAAAGUGGCCCAAGGCGACUAUGUGGAAUUUGUCCAUCGUGUUGUGGGAUUCUUGCAGCAAUACACCCGGGAUAUCUGUCCCGUCGAUCAAUUCUUCACUGACCCGAGCUCCUUCCCUCUUCCACUGGACGACCCGACCUACAUCGUUGCACGAGUGAAGAGCUACGAGCCCAAGUUGUCGUCCGGAAAGUCCGCAAAGGCACUAAUCGUCUUCAUCCAAUCUGCCUCUGAACGAGCUGCUAUUGAUCGCCGGCAGACCUAUUUCGUCGAGCAACUGCACUCCUCCAUGGAAGAGGCAUAUGAGUCUGGGGAUCCUAGCAGACCUACUUUGAGAGCCUUCCUGUUUCAAUCUGCCUUCCCGGCUUAUCUUGAGGCUGCGCUCAGCAGUUCCACUGGAUGGAUCCUCAGUCGGCCAAUCAUCCAAACCAUCAUGCUUACUUUCGAGGAACUGCUCUUCAACAUCGACACUACAGACCCUCGCUGCGUUUCAUCCCUGGUUGAUAUUUUCAGCUCUGUAUUCCGCGCGUCGUACCAAUCGCUGAUGACCAUCAUCGACAACACCAACCGGCUCAAAGAACCUCCCAUCAUCCUGACCAUUUCCUCCAUGGUCGAGAUGAUCACAGCCGCGUUGCGCGUUGUCGACUAUAUAGACCGAGCCACAAACGCAGGAGAAACUCUUAUCACCCAAGUGCGGGUAUUCCGCCAAAUCAUCCUCUUCAUUACUUCCCACAUCCACGACUGUCCACUAUCUGACUCCUCUACUGAAGAUUUCACGAAGUUCGCCGAGGUCUUCACUCACGAUCCUCCCACGCAUUCCAAAACCGCCGCCUUCUUCCUGGAGAUUGGCCAAUCCGCCACUCGCGAGCUCCAGGCGUACAUCAGCGAAAGCUGGUCCCGGCACCAGGGGCGAUACUACUUUACGAGACGUGGCUGUCACCAGCCACAGGAAGUACAGAUUGAGCCCGCCAUCGCGGCGCGGCUUGCAACCUGCCCGACGGCUGCAUUUGAUGACGCCGCAGGUUUUUUCUUUGAGACGCUGGAAGCUCUUGAUUUGUUUGGUACUUAUGAUUGA
Messenger RNA from Aspergillus terreus NIH2624, 6723 nucleotides. RefSeq lists its product as uncharacterized. Gene Ontology annotation, biological process: replication fork processing; double-strand break repair via homologous recombination. NCBI's taxonomy places the organism in Eukaryota, Fungi, Ascomycota, Eurotiomycetes, Eurotiales, Aspergillaceae. Gene Ontology annotation, cellular component: nucleus; Cul8-RING ubiquitin ligase complex. The transcript has a single exon. The record is from RefSeq and is a predicted model, not a curated record. Bases 1 to 6723 code for a protein of 2240 amino acids.